Messenger RNA from Misgurnus anguillicaudatus (oriental weatherfish), 420 nucleotides. RefSeq names its product sarcolipin. Gene Ontology annotation, cellular component: membrane. Gene Ontology annotation, molecular function: enzyme regulator activity. The record is from RefSeq and is a predicted model, not a curated record. Lineage: Eukaryota; Metazoa; Chordata; Actinopteri; Cypriniformes; Cobitidae.
GGUUUCAUCCGUUCCGACUGAGAUCUCUGAAAUGGAUCGAUCAGCACAGGAGCUGUUCCUGAACUUCAUGGUGGUGUUGAUCACAGUUCUUCUCAUGUGGCUCCUGGUCAAACAAUACCAGGACGCAUAAAGAGCUUCUCAUCAUGUGAUGCUGAACUACACCACUAGAUGCUGAUGUUUCUGCUAACAGAAGACUGAGCUGAACUACAAAUGACGUCUGCUGAGCUGCUUUUCAGAAUGAUUUUAUAUAAAUAAUAAAUAAUAAAAUAAUAAAUAAAUGAAUGUUUACAGAUUUGAUCAUCUGGAUGUUUCAUUUGUAAACUCAAGGUAACCUUCAGAUGAAUGAAAACCUGAAACACUGUACUCAUUUUUAAGCCAUUAUUUAUUUACAGUAAAUAAACAUUUCUUUGGCAAUGCAAA